Messenger RNA from Cynara cardunculus var. scolymus (artichoke), 2791 nucleotides. Its product is annotated as alpha-glucan phosphorylase, H isozyme. Lineage: Eukaryota; Viridiplantae; Streptophyta; Magnoliopsida; Asterales; Asteraceae. Gene Ontology annotation, cellular component: cytoplasm. The record is from RefSeq and is a predicted model, not a curated record. Bases 75 to 2609 code for a protein of 844 amino acids. Gene Ontology annotation, biological process: glycogen catabolic process. Gene Ontology annotation, molecular function: glycogen phosphorylase activity; pyridoxal phosphate binding. The transcript is spliced from 16 exons.
UUUGAAGCUACAUUGCAAUCUCUGAGAGAGUUCUUCCUUUUCUCUCGUGUAUUGGAAGAUUGAUUACACGGUGGAUGGAGACUACCACAAAAGCCAAUGGUGCUGCCAAAUCAAAGGUCCCUGAUAAGAUUCCUGUUGCUGCUCGCCCACUAGCAGAAGAUCCAACAGAUAUUGCAUCCAACAUCAAGUAUCAUGCUCAAUACAGUCCACAUUUUUCGCCUGUCAAAUUUGAGCCCGAGCAAGCAUAUUAUGCAGCAGCAGAGAGUGUUCGUGACCGACUGAUUCAACAAUGGAAUGAGACCUAUCUUCAUUAUCACAAAGUUGACCCAAAGCAAACAUACUAUCUAUCUAUGGAGUUUCUCCAAGGAAGAGCAUUGACUAAUGCCAUUGGGAAUCUGGAUAUUCAAGAUGCAUAUGCCAGUGCUUUGAACAAGCUGGGUCAUGAACUUGAAGAAAUCACUGAGCAGGAGAAAGAUAUGGCACUUGGGAAUGGUGGUUUGGGGAGGCUUGCAUCUUGCUUUUUGGACUCGAUGGCAACAUUAAAUUUGCCAGCAUGGGGUUAUGGUCUAAGGUACAGGUAUGGACUUUUCAAGCAGAGCAUCUCUAAAGCAGGGCAAGAAGAGAUGGCAGAAGAUUGGCUUGAGAAAUUUAGUCCCUGGGAGGUUGUCAGGCAUGACGUGGUGUUUCCUGUCAGAUUCUUUGGUCAUGUCGAGGUCCUCCCGACAGGAUCCCGAAAAUGGGUCGAUGGAGAGGUUUUACAAGCCCUAGCAUAUGAUGUGCCAAUUCCGGGAUACAAAACUAAGAAUACUAAUAGUCUUCGCCUUUGGGAGGCCAAAGCUAGUGCUGAGGACUUCAACCUGUUUCAGUUUAAUGAUGGACAAUACGGGUCUGCUGCUGAGCUACAUUCUAGAGCUCAACAGAUUUGCGCUGUUCUCUAUCCUGGUGAUGCUACAGAAGAAGGGAAACUUCUUCGACUGAAGCAACAGUUUUUCCUAUGCAGUGCAUCGCUACAGGACAUUAUUUCCAGAUUCAAGGAAAGAAAAGAGGGAACUGAUGUGCGCCCGUGGUCAGAGUUUCCAAGCAAGGUUGCAGUGCAACUAAACGACACACAUCCUACACUUGCAAUACCAGAACUAAUGAGAUUGCUGAUGGAUGAAGAAGGACUAGGAUGGGAUGAAGCUUGGGAUGUGACUUCAAGGACAAUUGCUUACACAAAUCACACUGUCCUUCCUGAGGCACUAGAAAAGUGGUCACAGAUCGUGAUGGCAAAGCUUCUUCCUCGGCACAUGGAAAUCAUACAAGAAAUUGACAAGCGAUUUAUUGCGAUGAUAGAAUCAACACGUCCUGAGCUAAAGAGUAAGAUUUCUGAUAUGCGCAUUCUGGAUCACAACCCAAAUAAGCCGGUUGUUCGCAUGGCAAACUUGUGUGUGGUCUCGGGGCAUACGGUUAAUGGUGUAGCACAGUUGCACAGUGACAUCUUAAAGGCUGAGUUGUUUGCAGAUUAUGUCUCUGUAUGGCCAACUAAGUUCCAAAAUAAGACCAAUGGCAUAACUCCUAGACGGUGGCUCCGAUUUUGCAGUCCUGAACUGAGUGAAAUCAUAACAAAAUGGUUGAAAACGGACAAGUGGGUGACUAACCUUGACCUGCUCGUGGGUCUGCGGCAGUUCGCUGACAAUCCAGAACUGCAAGCUGAAUGGGACUUGGCUAAAAUGGCCAACAAGAAGAGAUUAGCGCAGUACGUAUUGCGAGUAACAGGCGAAAGCAUUGACCCAAAUACCCUCUUCGACAUUCAAGUGAAGCGCAUCCAUGAGUAUAAAAGACAGCUGCUAAAUAUUUUGGGUGCUGUUUAUAGGUAUAAGAAACUGAAGGAAAUGAGCCCUGAAGAGCGGAGAAGCACGACACCAAGGACCAUCAUGAUUGGAGGGAAAGCGUUUGCAACAUACACAAAUGCCAAAAGAAUAGUAAAACUUGUGAAUGAUGUUGGUGCUGUUGUUAACACUGAUCCCGAGGUUAAUGAAUACUUGAAGGUAGUUUUUGUGCCUAAUUACAACGUAUCUGUAGCAGAGGUUCUUAUACCAGGAAGUGAGCUGUCGCAACAUAUCAGCACAGCAGGCAUGGAAGCUAGUGGCACAAGCAACAUGAAGUUUGCGCUUAAUGGAUGCCUCAUCAUAGGAACAUUAGAUGGAGCUAAUGUCGAAAUAAGAGAGGAAGUUGGAAAGGAGAACUUUUUCCUCUUUGGAGCAACAGCAGAUGAAGUCCCUCAGCUCAGGAAAGACCGAGAGAAUGGACUGUUCAAACCGGAUCCUCGAUAUGAAGAGGCUAAAGAAUUUAUUAGAUCAAAGGCAUUUGGAAGCUAUGAUUACAACCCACUUCUUGAUUCUCUGGAAGGGAACUCUGGGUAUGGGCGUGGUGAUUACUUUCUCGUUGGUCAUGACUUCCCAACCUACAUAGACACCCAAGCACAAGUGGACGAAGCAUACAAGGACAGAAAGAGAUGGAUAAAGAUGUCGAUAUUAAGCACGGCGGGAAGUGGGAAGUUCAGCAGUGAUCGAACAAUCUCUCAGUAUGCAAAGGAGAUAUGGAAGAUAGAGGAGUGCCCUGUGCCAUAAUUCCAUACCUCUUACUACCAGAAAGAAACAAGAGUGGAUAUAUAAUAAGUAACAAUAAUAAGUUUGAUGCUUUUACUUUUCCUCCUCAAAAGUAUAUUCAUGUAUCUUUAUUAUGUAAAUCAAGCAAUUGGUAAUAUAAAUAUGUAUAAGACCCAAUUUGUUGGCAUUUAUACUUCUCUUCA